This is a messenger RNA of Kogia breviceps (pygmy sperm whale), 1558 nucleotides long. It is a transcript of the gene PRKAR2A, whose product is annotated as protein kinase cAMP-dependent type II regulatory subunit alpha. Gene Ontology annotation, molecular function: cAMP binding; cAMP-dependent protein kinase inhibitor activity; protein kinase A catalytic subunit binding. The record is from RefSeq and is a predicted model, not a curated record. Lineage: Eukaryota; Metazoa; Chordata; Mammalia; Artiodactyla; Physeteridae. Gene Ontology annotation, cellular component: cAMP-dependent protein kinase complex. Gene Ontology annotation, biological process: negative regulation of cAMP-dependent protein kinase activity.
GUCACAACCCGGGCUCCCGCCCAGCCCAUCCAGCUUGCCCGCUUGUCUGUGCCCGAGGCGGUGGUGGCUGCCUAGUGACAGCGGCGGCGGCGGCGGCACCAGGCCAGCCGGAGCAGCGUAAGGUGGUGCGGCCCGGAAACGCACACCCGGACAAAGGGCGGCGUGGAGCGAGGAAGACCCGACCCGGGUCGCACGUGAGGGGACCUCGCGGGCGCGGGGCGAGAGGCCGGCGUGAGGGAGCGCCCAGGCGGUGGCCGCCGGCGGCCGGGUCCCGCCUGCCGCCGCCGGCAUGAGCCACAUCCAGAUCCCGCCCGGGCUCACAGAGCUGCUGCAGGGCUACACCGUGGAGGUGUUGCGGCAGCAGCCGCCCGACCUCGUCGACUUCGCGGUGGACUACUUCACCCGCCUGCGCGAGGCCCGCUCCAGAGCCUCCACCCCGCCCGCCGCCCCUCCUUCCGGCUCCCAGGGUCUAGAGCCCGGCCCUGGCCUUGUCGCCGAUGCGAUCGCGGACAGCGAGUCGGAGGACGAAGAGGACUUGGACGUUCCAGUUCCUAACAGAUUUGAUCGGCGGCGAGUAUCAGUCUGUGCUGAGACCUAUAACCCUGAUGAGGAAGAGGAGGAUACUGAUCCAAGGGUGAUUCAUCCUAAAACUGAUCAACAGAGGUGCAGACUUCAGGAAGCUUGCAAAGAUAUUCUUCUUUUCAAAAAUCUUGAUCAGGAACAGCUUUCUCAAGUCCUCGAUGCCAUGUUUGAAAGGACAGUCAAAGUUGAUGAGCAUGUCAUUGACCAGGGAGAUGAUGGGGACAACUUUUAUGUCAUUGAACGGGGAACCUAUGAUAUUUUAGUAACAAGAGAUAAUCAAACUCGCUCUGUUGGUCAGUAUGACAACCGUGGCAGUUUUGGAGAACUAGCUCUGAUGUACAACACCCCAAGAGCUGCUACCAUUGUCGCCACUUCAGAAGGCUCCCUUUGGGGACUGGACCGUGUGACGUUUAGAAGAAUCAUAGUGAAAAAUAAUGCAAAAAAGAGGAAGAUGUUUGAAUCAUUUAUUGAAUCUGUGCUGCUUCUUAAGUCACUAGAGGUGUCAGAACGAAUGAAGAUUGUGGAUGUAAUAGGAGAAAAGGUCUAUAAGGAUGGAGAGCGCAUAAUCACUCAGGGUGAAAAGGCUGAUAGUUUUUACAUUAUAGAGUCCGGCGAAGUGAGCAUCUUGAUUAAAAGCAAGACUAAAGCAAACAAGGAUGGUGGGAACCAAGAGGUCGAGAUUGCCCGCUGCCAUAAGGGGCAGUACUUUGGAGAGCUUGCACUGGUCACCAACAAACCCAGAGCUGCUUCGGCUUAUGCCGUGGGAGAUGUGAAAUGCUUAGUUAUGGAUGUACAAGCAUUUGAGAGGCUUCUGGGGCCCUGCAUGGACAUCAUGAAGAGGAACAUCUCACACUACGAGGAACAGCUGGUGAAGAUGUUUGGCUCCAGCAUGGAUCUGAUAGAUCCUGGGCAGUAGGUGUGCCACACCCCAGAGCCUUCUCAGUGUGAUACCAAAACCUUCCGGUCAGCCACAGAA